GAUGUCCAAACAUGGCCGCCAAAAAACAGGGAUUCCCUCGUAGUACGUUUUCAUUGUUUUUAAACUCAACAAUAACCGAACAAUGAAGAAUUUUUUGAUCGGAUUGGAAAUAUUUUCAAAUACAAGAAGUGUUUAGAUCGAUGAAUCGAAGCUCAUCAUGCGUGAAUAUUUCUCACAAGAGGAAAAACUAUUGAUAAAAGAUGAAAGACCAAGGAACUAUGUUUGACAGUAAACACGGUGUUUUUAUGUAUAAUAAUCGUAAUAGACUAGUCUGAUGUGAUGAAUUUGAUAAAGUUGAUGUAAAAAUGUCAGGUCGACACGUCUGUUUUGUGUGUGGUAGCCUGGGAGCGGAAUCUUCGCUGCGAAUUAAACCACAUGACAGACUACCUUAUUUUCCCUUUCUUGAACACCAUGAUCCACCCAAAGGAGCCCGACUACCGACUAGUAACGGCAAUGUGGACUGUUGCAGAGUGUGUUAUGCUUUUUUGACUCAACAGUGGGAGACCUACGAGCGGUCAAAGACUCCAGCAAUCAAGCGCUUGUACUGGUUGAAGCGUGCAGACGAUGGGCAUUUCACUGGUGCCGAGAUGAGACUGCAGGGGGAGUACAUUGCUCAGAUCAUGGGUCUUAAUUAUCAACCAGGGGUCGAGGGUCGCGGCUCCCCAGACAACAGCACUAGAGAUUACCCUCCUUCACCACCAUAUCGCAAAGAGGAAAGGGCCACCCCCAGCAGUAACCACUCUGCCCCUGGAGAACAAAGCUUUAACUACAAAUCUGAUGCAAAAUCUCAAGUGAAAUCUAAACUACCAAGCCAACCACGGGUGGAGACCCCUGUACAUCAAACUCCUAAGAGGGGACAUAGUGAGGGUGUGCUUGAUCUGACAGUGAGAAAAGAACCAAAGACAAAACAAACUACAGCACCAAGUGAUAAGGAACAGACCAUUAUUUGUUACAUUUGUGCACAGAGCACGUUAGUGAGAAAUUGUAAGUACGUGUCCACAGCUAUGAAUUCAACCAGUGAACCUUUCUUCCCAGUCUUGCAAAAAAUAAGUCCACCAGAGGGAGCCUUCCCCCUGAACCAACAUGGCCAAGCGAUUGUGUGUGGGGACUGCAGACUCCUUCUAUACCAGCAGUGGCAAGCUUAUGAGUUAGCAGGAGUACCAUUUCAGAACCGUGUCUACAAACUCUGUGAUGAUAAAGUUAAGAUCCCUAAGUCCGAACCAGUGAGUCAUCUUGAUAGAGUACCUAAAACUCCAGUUGAAACUGAUGAUUAUGUGUGUUAUUUGUGUGGAAAACUGUAUGGCAGUGAUUUGAUCAGAUUGUUGUACACUGUUCCACCACGCGAUCCUUCCAUGGGGACUCUUUUCUUUCCAUUUGUCCAAGAACUUCAACGUCCAAAAGGGGCACAACCUUUGAAAUCUGACGGGUCUGUUUUAUCAUGCAGAAACUGUUAUGCUGAGCUCUACCAUCAAUGGCAGGUACAAGAAUCCAUGCAAAUUCCUGUGUAUCAACGCAAGUACUCUCUGUCUUGUAACAGGGAUGAUACUGAAAGGAAUCGAGACGUGGAUGCUAGCGAAAACCAGGAGUCAAAGAAGACUGUCGUAAAGACAGAAGCUACUCACCCUCUGAACAUCCACAUUAGCGAAGGGAUGUCUGGUAACAGCAGCCUAAGCUCAGCUGGUCUGUUAGCCAUAGCAGUGUCCGAAGGAAAGCUAGGACAUCUCACAAAUGCAUUGUCACCUCAGAAACUCUCCACAACAAUGAAAAGACCGUUCGAGAUUGUAGGCAGCUCCACUUCAACCAUUUCAACCAUACCCCAUCCUUUAGAGCAAGCUGUUUCAAAACCUAAAAAGAUCUGCUUCUUGUGUGGUGAAAAGUCAAGAAUGAUGAACACCCAUGUGAUCAGUGCCUACCCAGUCACUCAAGAAACAAAGAGCAACAAUACCAUGGUGUUGCCCUUCUUUCCCUUCCUGAGAAGCUCAAGCCCCGCCCCUGGGGCAGACCCAAUGACAGAGGAAGGCUUUGUGAUUGUGUGCAGCAUCUGUUUCCACAUGCUUUUAAAGCAAUGGAACCUUUUUGAAGAAUAUCCCAAUGCUGAAACUGUCAACCGCUGGCAUCGCAGAUAUGUUAUGCCGGAUUUUGUCUGCUACAUUUGUGCUAAAAGAACUGAUCGCAAACAAGUCAAAAUGCUGGAGGCAGCCAAGUUUCCUUUCCUGAAGGACAUUAAAUGUCCCCCAGAUUCCCUGAUACUCAAUGGGGGGCUAUUGGUGAUUGCUUGUAAGCCCUGCGCCUUGGAUUUGAACCAGCAGUUCAGUGAAUAUGAGAGGCUUAAGGUGCCAAUUGGCCUUAGGAAAUACAACUGGGUCCAGAGAACCACUGGACUUGAGCUUGCUGAUCAAAGUGCUUACAUGGAGAGAGAGGAGAAGGAAUCUCAUUCUGAAGCUGUAGAGAGCAGAGACAUUGACAUAGAGAGCCUGGAUGAAACAGCAUCAGAGAAUGGACUGCAACCAGGAGCGAAACCACCCUCAAUUUCAACAAUGAUGAGUCCUGCGGCCUCCAAGCUGUCUCGGAACACUGCGACGGUGCCACCGCUGAACCAGGUUUCUCCCAGCAAUGGUGUCACCUCUGUCAGUGCUAGUUCAGCCAUGAGUGCAACGCGCACCGCCAGCUUCGCUGCGGCGCUUCGAAAACUUGCACAUCAGGCAAAAGACCCAGAGGACACAACUCCUGGUCAUACUUCUCAGCCAGGCAGCUCUAGUGUCAGUCCCCGGGCGGUGACCCCCAAACGAGGACCCCCGCCCCUCGUCUACAACAGCCACUCCUCAUCACUGACCUCACCACCGGUGGUUACCAUAGCGCCCACUCAAGCUCAUCCCACAAUUCCCAGCACAGAAACAAAACAGAGUAUUGAGCGCGCGCACUCAGUACAGAGCACUGCUUCCUCGAUGUACGAGGCCAUGAGUUUGAAACAGGAGCGAGAGCGCCCACAGUCCACUCAUUCAAAUCGAGACGAUGAUCGAAACUCACUCAAAGAUCUCUCCAUCUCAAGAAGUCGUAUGACCCCCCACUCUGUUCACAGUUCUUCACCGGCCGCGAUGAGAGAGGACGGCCUUGGCCGAGGGUUCCAGCCUUACAGACCGGGGGAUGACCUUCGACACCAGAUACCCCCCACAGCCUUUGGCCUUGACCCAGCAACAGCAGCUGCCUACUCAGCUGCCUACCCUGCUGCUUUCCUCCCACCUCACCCCUUUCCCCACCCCGCUUUCAGGUUUGAUGACCCCCUGCUGUUGGAGCGGUACAGGAUGUUGCAGCCCCCGUACCUGCCCUUUGCACCCCCGGGGAUGCUACACCCGACGGGGGUCCACCCCUUGCUAGCCUCUGGGAGGUACCCCCCUGAAUUAUUACACCAGCAGUAUCCCUUUGCUUCCUCUGCUUCCCGGUUGCAAGAUCACAUAUCCUCCUCCCUGUCUGAAAGACAAAGACUAGAGGAAGAAAGAUUCAGAGAACUAGAAAGAGAUAAAGAAAGAGAAAAGGAAAUUGAGCGAGAAAGAGAGAAAGACAAAGAACUUCAGCGGGAGAAGGAAAGAAACAGGGAAAGAGAGAAAGACUAUGAAAGAGAUAAAGCUCAUUACUACAGCCAUAUUUCUGAAGGAUCUCGAAAAGAUAGGAGUGGAUCUCAGGGGAGUGGGGAUCUCCAUAGGUUACCAAGAGCUGAGGAACUGGGGAUGUCUCGUUUUGGUUCCAUCACCCAGGGAACUGCUAAAGACCUACAUAACAGAAAGGACAGUCGUUCUGACAAGGGGCUGGAGCCCGAGCGGUCAGGGCGAGACGGUGAGAGGGGCAGUGUUCCCUUGCCCAGUAACUUGGAACACAGCUAUAAAAGAGACGAGAAAUACUCACAGCUGUUCAGCACAGGUCCAAAGAUGUCUGGCGAUGGACAAGAUAUUCGAUAUACUCAGCUGCAUUCCUUGGACCGCAGUGCCUCCACUACCCAUUCAUCCACCGAGCCCAGAAACUCCAAAUCAGAUAGCAAUUUCUUCCGACCAUUUGAUACCAAAAGUUUAACCAAUGGAUACCAUUCAGGAACAACUGAUGUGGAAAAAUUCUCAUCCAGCUUUAAAAGCCAUAGUGACCAAAGAAACAAAAGUGAUUCUCACAAACAUAAGCACAGAGAAGAUGUUCACCAUUCUCAUCACAAACACAACGAUUCCUCCAGCUCAAACGACCAUAAACUCAGACAGGACAAGGCACGUCUUGGGAGACACGAGGACAGUAAAAAGGGCAACCACUCUGUGCAUUCUCACUCUAUUUCAUCGUCGUUGAAUCAUCAACACAGUCAUAAACUCAGCAAAUCAACAAAUCAUUCAUCACAUUCUCAUCGAGAAUCUCAGAAAGCCCUCCGUAGUCGUUUGGACUUGGAAGAGCAGAGGCUGAAGAAGAAGAGGGCUCUGGACCCUUACUACACAGACAGCGAUGAGGAGGAGGAUGCUGAAGAGUUAGAAAAAGGAAGACUACUCUUGAUCACCAGCGGCCCAUCUCUGCCGGUGGAUGAAAACCCUGAGAAAAUGAGUUUUCUGGAAACAAUUGGUCUGACAUCACUUAGAGUCAAAAAAGAGCUUGAUUUUGAGAGGCUGAGGAGUCGGCGUCGAUUGCACCACGAGCGCAGCGUGUCCCCGGUACAGCUGGAGAGUGGGGAAUCCGACCAAGGUGAGAUCAGCAAUCUGUCUACCCCUCCCCGGUCUGUUUCGGAGCAGAUGUGUCAGGACCAAGACUUCCCAGAGAAAUGCUCUUUUCUUAACAGCUUCCACCUGUCUGUUGUGGACAAAAAUAAGAAAAAAGAAUUGGAGCAGAUCAAACAUGUUUGUGAGGAGGAAAGGAAACGAAGGCUGUCAGAAGAUUCUCAGACAGGAUCAAAGAAAAGAAGGAUGAGCUUGACAGAUUCUGCAUAUAAGAAUCGUGUGAAGGGAAAGAAAAUGGAGUCAAAGACAUUAGGCUAUGGUCUAAUGUCAAAAACUCCAAAUAAGGAUGCUUGUCGAGAAUUCGCUGAAGAAUUCCACCAAUCUGUUCUCCUGUCCACACAGCGGAAAGCUUUGCAUCGAGAAAUGAAAAUGGGAAGUUUGGAAUGUCUAUCUGGAGGGAGUGAUGCUGGCGAUGGGGAACAGCCAGUUCCACGCUGGCCAGGACUUAGCUCUGUCAUCCAGUCCUACCAGAAUUAUCUCUCAGAACAAAUUACAGAGAAGAAAGUUUUGCAAGAAAAGUACAAGUUGCUUCAAACCCAGAACAGUCAUUUGCUGAUUACUGCCAAGUCCCUGCAGCAGAGAGAGUCUGAGAUGCUCAAUUCAAAGAAGGAAAUGAACGAGAAAAGAGUGGAAACUCAAAGUGCAAUAGACAAACUGAAAAGGUGCCUGAAGGAUCUACACUAGUGAUCUCUUGCAGCGAGGGACUCGUUACUGAUCUCGUGGAACGUGGUCAGGGAGGAAUUCUGGGACUGCAUCAAAUUGAAAAAUACUGUAGUGAUGAAUAAAAGAAUUGGAUGGCCAAAAUGUGACUUAAGCCAUUGUGUAGGGGAAAAAAGUGCUGGUACUCAAAAUAUGACGGGAUUUCUUUAUGUGGAGAAUUGAUGCGCUGACAAGGAAACGUCAUUGUUUCUGUUAGUGACAGCAGAACUCAGACAUCUCUCUGUACUGCAUACAAUGUUUUUAUUUAUUUGUUUUUUUAUGACAUAUAUUAAUCAGUUUUUGUGAUUAUGUAGCAUUGUACUCAAAGAUUUCUACAUGACCUUCUUGGUCGCAUUUCCUUUUAUAGAAUAUUAUACCGGUAUGCUAUUUUUUGAAAAUGUCUCUAAGUUGUCCUUUUUAUUUUAUAGCUUUUCUAUCUUCUUCAACAGAAGAGUCUGUAUUCUCAUCAUGGCAAAAUUUUGUGUAUUAAUUUCUAUUAUGGAAUAGAUUGCAGUGGCAAGAAUGCAUUUUUACUGCUGAUAUGACCAAUAGUGCUGAUCUUAGUCAUGGUUUGUAAAAUGCUGUAACUUUACAUACAGUGCUGUACAGAAGAAAUUCACUUAAAUUUAUGGGCAUUUCUUUAAAAAAAUAUUUUACCUCACUGACAAUCAGAAGUGAAUAUAAAGAAAGAUUCCAUAAUAUAAAAAUUUAACCUGCGAAAUAUGUUACUAAAAUCUAUUCAACUGAGUGAAAUUUAACCAUGUUUUUGAAUUACUGAGAGUUUAUUGUAGGGGAUACAAUAUAAUAAUGAUCUGUUUUUACUGCUGGGUUUAUUUUAAGAACGCUGAUUACCGAGAUGUACUGAGAAUGAGGCUUUCUAGUAAAAUCUCUGUCAAUCGCGUUAAUUUUUGCUUAACAUUGGGUGUAAUCAUCAGUUAGUUUUUAAUUCUCACUUGUUCAUGCUCAUGCCACCAUAUAUAUAUAUACCAACAAAUGUAUUUACUAUUAAGAGUGAACAAAAAAAUAAAAAUCAAAGAAAAUGUA
Molecule: messenger RNA, 6482 nt
Organism: Magallana angulata
Lineage: Eukaryota; Metazoa; Mollusca; Bivalvia; Ostreida; Ostreidae
Exons: 15
Coding region: 306-5423 (1705 amino acids)
Source: RefSeq, a predicted model, not a curated record